Molecule: messenger RNA, 1050 nt
Organism: Mycosarcoma maydis (corn smut)
Lineage: Eukaryota; Fungi; Basidiomycota; Ustilaginomycetes; Ustilaginales
Exons: 1
Coding region: 1-1050 (349 amino acids)
Source: RefSeq, a predicted model, not a curated record
AUGCGCUUUGGAGGCUUGGCAGCAACAGUAGCAGCCUUGACCGGUCUGGUCGAGGCGCAGACCUCGGUGUCGGCCAUCAGCGGCGAUGGCCCUCCGGCUCCCAGCUUGUCGCGCACCGCAGCGCUUGGCAGCUGGACUCCGAAACCAGUCUCGGACGGCUUGACGCAGCCUUCGUUGACUGGCAUGGGCCGUACCAUCUACAUCAACAGCGCUAGCGACUUUUGCCUGCUGAUGCCACCCGAUCCUACGACGCAGAACCUCGUCGAUGCCGAGGCGGUCGCUGUGUCAUACUGCAUCAACCCGGUCAAUGGCUCACGACCCAUGCCCGAUGGCUUGAUCAAGACGGCGCAUUUCCGUCGUACACCGAGCUACAUCCAGAUUUCUGGCACGUACGAUCCUGCCGUGAUGAAUCUGGGCAGCAACGACUGCGGAGGCGAGUACGAUUCCGAAGGCGCCGAAGGCAUCGGCAACCCUGCUGGCGUGACGAUGCGCAACGGAAGCUACUUUACGCAGUUCAUCGGGGCAUGCGAUAUUCCUGGUCAUCCGGUUUUCUGCAUGCGCAUGUGUCCCAACUACGAGUACUGCCGAAACACGUUUGACCUGAUGGGCUGCCUGUGGAACCAGCCCGGAGACUACGACCAGCCGCAAGCGUUUACAAACUGCGAUGCCAACGCAGACCUGCCCAUUGGUGUGUACAACAGUAGCUACACGUUCAGCCAAGGUAUGAGCGUCACUCCUGCGCCUGUUACUGCACCGGCCUCAUCCAACUGCCAAACGGUCGUUUCACCUACGGCGAGCGGAGUGACCUACACUUGGAACCAGGUAGCAGCUGCUUCAGCUACGGCAAUGUCGACGGGCAAGGCGGGCAGUGGCUCGUCUAGGUCUCCAAGCAGCUCCACCACCAGUGGCAGCACCAGCACCAGCACCAGCAGCAGUGGCGGUGGCGGUAGCAAGAAUGGCGCUUCGUCUGUUUUGGGUGUAGUCAACGUGUAUGCUCUGGGUGCCACCGUCGUAGUCGGAGUGAUAAUGAGCGGGACUUGGUUGGUGUAA